This is a messenger RNA of Lingula anatina, 4865 nucleotides long. Its product is annotated as coiled-coil domain-containing protein 180. The record is from RefSeq and is a predicted model, not a curated record. Lineage: Eukaryota; Metazoa; Brachiopoda; Lingulata; Lingulida; Lingulidae.
UGUAUACGAGAACUGUUGCUUUGGGAACGUUUAGAGGAGGGAAUUCCAAAGUAGAUCACGUAAUAUCACAUUAUUUUGGCGUAAAAUUACUAGCAAAAGCUAUUUUGUUAAACAUUAAACAGGUUCGAUUCGUGCAAGGCUUUAGAGAAAUACUCUGUAUAGUAUAAAUCCCUCAAAACCGAUCCAAAUACCAGGCGUAAACAAAGCUCCGCCAUAUUGGAUGUCUGCUGUCAGUCGGUUAGAGUAUUAUAUUUAUGAUAUGCGGUUAAAUUGAAACGUGAAUGAUGGCUGAAACACAAGCCAUACGUGUUGUUCCAAGUGGAAAGAUAUACAGGCAAAUAUUUGACUCUCAGGUGCAGCUGGCCAAUGUUCUAGAGAAAACUUCAGAAGAAAGAACUAAGAAGGGAGUGAAAAUAGUAGAGCGGCCAGGAGGGAUACCAGUGGUUAAAGAGAAGAGGCAUAUUACAGAAGGCACUGGAAUUCUAAGCCAAAGACAAAAGACGUGGAUAGAAGGCUUUCCAAAUGACUAUUCAACAGAAAAUCCUGUUUUAUACAAACAAGUGACAGAGUUCACAAACCAAAAACUUGCAGAGCCAGAGAGCAGUGUUGUGGGGAGAGAAGUAAGGGGAUUGCCUGAUAUUGUGGUUGCUGCCAAGCCAGGUUCUGAUAUCAUCCAGAGGAUAGCUGAUAGUAGAAGAGAAAGACAUGAAAGAGCUCUGGAGGAUAUGCACCAGGAGCUGGGUGUCAUCACUGCAGAUCUUGAGCCAAGUAUUAUUGAGGCUGGUGAGAAGCUGAUGUCCAUGCUGAAAGAGAAUGACCAAGAGAUUGACCUGUUAAUGUCAAGAAUAGAAAGUGAUGAGAAUCUUCUCACAUUGACCCUGACAGAGCUACAUGAGAUUUGGGAUGCCAUACAGUCUCAGACCAGUCUGAGAAGAGGAGGAAUAGAAGAACUAGAUUCUACACUGAGUGAAGUAGAAGAUGACAGGAUGGAGAGGAUCCGUAAGGUGUUCAGUGAGUAUGCUGAGACCCUAGAGAAGAUAUCCCAUCUUAUGGCACCUGAUCUUAGUCGACUAAUGGACAUGGAGUCACAGGCCAUCAACCAGAGCGUUCUUAGCAACAGGCGUUCAUAUGCAGACCUCUUUGGCCGACUGAUGACCACAGAUAUAGAGCGUGAGAAGAAACAGCAUACUUUAUGGACACGCAGAGUUCAGGAUUGGAGAACACUCAACAUACAACAGGCCAAUGAAAAAUUCCAGAACUUCAUGUCCAGUGAGGCUGUUGUGCGACCACAGGGUGCCCAGAAAGUCUUAGAACUGAUGAAAACUGAGCAGGGCUCUUUGAAUGAAAGGAGGCUUAGACUCAUCUCUUCACUCAAAGAACUUAAGCCUCCAGCCUCUACCAAGACUGCUGUAUACCACUGGAAUGAGAAAGUAGUUGCAUUAUCAGAGCAGAUAGAUGCUCUAAAUCAAGGCUACUUAGAGAGAUUACACAGUGAAUAUGAAGAAGUGUGUCAGUUAUGCUUGGAGGAAGUAGAGAAAGCCAGGAAAAAGCUGAUCAGCAGUGGUGUGUGCUCAGAGCAGAAAGCCACAGAGGUGAUAGAGGAAAGUUUCCUGCCUUUGGUUGGAGACAGACAAAAAUUAUUUGAACAAGAAUUAGAAGAUAUGGAUAAACAACUAGAAGAACACAAUGAUAUGCUGAUGAUACACCUGAAAAGUCUGUUUAAGUUUGCCCAGGGGGCAGCGCAUGUCUGGGACGUCCAUGAAAUUGGUCUCGCUAAGCAGGAAAGGUCACUUCAGGAGAAGCUGGAGAGCUGCAGGCACCAGCAUGACAACCAGAAUCAGGAAAAAGAAGGCAAUUUGGACAUCAUCAUGGACAGGAUGAGACAAGAUGCCACUGAGACAGCACUGAAGGAAAGUCUGAAGAAGGCAAUGGACAUGUUAGACAAGAUCAGAAAUGGAUAUGAAAGUUUCCAUGAAGAGCAGAUGGCUGUUGUCCGCUCUUAUCCAGAGAUGGUCAAGGAUGAACUGGACAACUAUGACCACACUGUGUGCAAGUUCUUCAGUGUGGACCGCAGGCACCCGGAUGAUGUUGAGGCGAAGGACGAGGAAGAAACCACCAAAAGUAAAGAGGGGCUGACCCCGAGGUCAAAGGGCAAAAGUCGCAGGAAGUCCAAAAAGUCUGACCGACCUGGUAGCAGGACAUCAGAGGGAGAUAAAAGCCCCCUACCCAUGGCAGUCAGCGAGAUCCUGUCCACUGCAAGAGGCACUGCUUUCUUCGUCCUGACUGUGGCUGGAGAAUUCAGUGGUCAUCCAGAUGACCCGAGGUCAAGUGUGGAGCCCCCAGGUAGUACCUUCCUGACAGAGUCUGUGCUGCCCAAAGUUCUUCCACCAUAUCUGGCCAGUGUUGAUGUGUCUGAGGAAUUCUUGGCUGAGGUUAAGAAAGGGAUACGUAUGAAUUUCCUAGACCACCUGGAGGAGUGGAGUGAGGAAGCCAUGGAGAGGUCUAGGAGUGUGGUGGCCGCCAAGAUAGAGGAGCUGAACAGUGAGCUGGACCUGAGACUUCAUCUCCACCAGCCCAGAACUAGGAGAGCCGAGCUGGAUGUACAUAAUGUUAGAGCAGCUGAGCUUGUAAUGCACAGUGAGCGUGUGACCAGGCACUGCAAGGGCAUCAACCACUCACUGACUGAGCUGAAACAGCAGUUUGCUAAGAUGACCCACGAACAUGAUAAACUGGCCUCCAAGUUCAGGGAGGGGAUAGAGGCCCUGGAGGUGGUCUUCAUCAAUGCCACCAAGUCUGCAAAAUUGGUAGCUCUACAGAACAGACUGCAGGAAGAACUGGACAAGUUCAUGUCUGUGAUCCGUGCCUCCCUAAGACAGUUCAGACAGCACCUGGAUGACACCCUGGCCAUGCUCAGGCAGUCCAAUGCUAAGUUUAUCAAGUCUUUCAAGUUAUUUUCUGAUGGUGGCAACUUCUGCCCAGAGGAAAUAGAUGAGUACCGUAAAAAACUAGAGAAGAUGUCUCAGAAGAUAGAUGCUGCUGAGGGUUUCAUCAUGGCAGAUUUGGAGGGCAUGGAGUCCAAGAGAUUGGAUCAGGCGACAAAAGUGGCGUCAGAGUUUGAGGACAGGUUUAAGAACCACAUGUUUGACCUGAUCUUCAUGGAGAAGAUCGCCAGGUGGCUGACCAAUACCCAGGUGAAGAUCAAGGCUGAGGUGGCAGAUAGUAACACACAGGCACAGAGGCUGGCACAGUUCCUCAAUGAUCUGGACAGGAGGAUUGAUGCUUGUGAGAAACCUAAUCUGGAUAAAGAGCAAGUGUCCCCUACUCAGUUAAACAACAGUCUGAAGGCAAUAUUUGAAGCGUUCCACUCCAGAAGCCAGUAUCUGAACAGUCUCAAGGACCCCAACACAAUAAGACCACAGUCUGCCACUAUGCAGGGGGCACCUGCUCUAGGGGCCAGGGUGGGGUUUGCUGUGGAUACAGGUGUGCCAGCCAUCAGCAAGGCAGGAAAACAACCUGCAGAGGACCCCUCAAUCAGCACUAUCAAAAACAUUCUCAAAACCCAGAAAACCAAGCUUAGGUUUGGUCCAGAUGCUGAUUUAGAUGGGGAAGUGACAGAGAAGGAAAGACAGACCAAGUCCAUGUCCCGCCCGCCCACCCAGGGGACAGCCAUCAUGGAGGCCAAGUCAGUGGGUACCAAACACAGCAGGAAAGGUACGGCCACCACAGCGACCUCUGACCCUACCAGAAGAUCUCAGUCUGCUGUGCGUCGCUCCACAUAUGGCAGUAAUAAGAUGAAGAUUGACAAACGUUUCCUGAUAUUUGGAGAGAAAGAUGAAGAGGGGGAAGAGUCCCAUUUUCUUGGUAAAAUCCGCCAUACUCUCCGAGAGGCUCUAGAUGGUCUUCUGACCACUGCAGAGCUGUACUACCGCCAAAAGGGCAGCCGUCCAGUGACCAGACCCCAAGCCCUGCAGGAGACAUUUGAACAGUGUGCAGAGAUCGUGGUCCAGAAAUUAGAGUCCUAUUACAAACAGGCUGACGAGUAUCACAACCAGUGUUUGCAAGAGUUCCGCAGCCAGUUGACACAUCUAGAGCAGUUGAUAGCCCGCGUCCCACCCCUGGUUAUCAACGAGAUAGCCAAGACUCACAUCCAGAAGGCGCACCAAGUCAGGAAGGAGAUAGAUGAAGCUUUUCAGCAGCAGUUGGAGAAAUGGAACUCAAAGAAGUAUGAGCACAAGAACCUGCUGCGCCCCACCCUGGGUCACCCCCAUCAGCACCACCAGAUGAAGUCACUGUGUGAUGAGGAGGAGAGCCGGAGGACAGACUACAUCCAGGGAGUCCAAGGACACCACAGCAAACAGCAGCAAUCUUCAGUGGAGCACGCAGAAGAGUUUAUCGCCCAGCUGGCUUCUGCCUCAGAACAGCUCCUGCUCCAGUUUGAUAACUUGCUCACAGUUGAUGAUGUGGAGAAGGGAAGAGUAGACCCAAAGAAGUACCCAACAAGUGAAUUAAUCAGGAGACGGGCGGCUGGAGUACCUCUAGAAGAUGAGGAAGAUAAGAAUGCUCUGCCCAGGGGGAAAGGGACCUGGCAAGGCAUAGUGAAGAAUGAACUGGUCUGUGGAGAUAAGCCAGACAAACCCAAACUGACCGCCUCGGUCAACACGGCCAAAACUACCCUGGGUCACAGUGCUGCUGUCACAGCCAGGGACCAAGCAUAUCAGGACUAUAAGAAACAAUUUGAGAAAACCCUACAUAGCAUUGAGGAGCAGAAACUUACUUGGCUUAAUGAGGAACAGAGGUGGACCGACAGCUGGCAGUCGUCUGUUGAAAAAGUGGUCCAGCUUUACAAGACCUAGAAUGGGGCUCGA